Molecule: messenger RNA, 1367 nt
Organism: Humulus lupulus (European hop)
Lineage: Eukaryota; Viridiplantae; Streptophyta; Magnoliopsida; Rosales; Cannabaceae
Exons: 5
Coding region: 267-1154 (295 amino acids)
Biological process (GO): transport
Molecular function (GO): transporter activity
Source: RefSeq, a predicted model, not a curated record
AUUAUUAUUUUUGUCAUAAAAUAAAAAACAAAAUCUGGGAGUCCCUACUAAUGACGUGGCGAAAUAGUAUUGGUUUAGAAAGGUUUUGAUUCAAAUGCGAAGAAAUUGCAGACCAGGGCUUUCAAUCUUUCAUUCAAUUCGCCUCUGCAAUCUCACCUACUCAGACCUUGAAGACGAAGAUAAUUAUGUCUGAGAGUCUCCGAGUUAUUUGAUCCAAUCGAUUGGUCUGCUUCGGUUUUGAUUGGUACUUAUCUCGUUCCUCAACAAUGGACUUCAGUCAACUGAGUCCUCCCCAAAUGACUCUGCUAGGGUCUGCAUCUUGUGUGAUGCUGUCGAUGCAUUUCACAAUUCAGUUGUUGUCACAGCAUCUGUUUUACUGGAAGAACCCGAAAGAGCAGAAGGCCAUCAUAAUUAUAAUUCUCAUGGCUCCAUUAUAUGCCAUCGUCUCCUUUGUGGGUUUAGUGGAUAUCCAAGGAAGCAAAGCUUUUUUCAUGUUUCUGGAAUCAAUUAAGGAGUGCUAUGAGGCUCUGGUGAUCGCUAAGUUCAUGGCUUUGAUGUAUAGUUUUCUGAAUAUUUCCAUUAGCAAUAAUAUCGUGCCAGAUGGGAUCAAGGGAAGGCAAAUUCAUCAUUCGUUCCCGAUGACUCUUUUUCAGCCUCGCACUGUCCGAUUGGAUCAAAAGACUCUGAAGCUUUUGAAACAUUGGACAUGGCAGUUUGUAGUCAUCAGGCCAGUUUGCUCCAUCUUGAUGAUAACAUUACAACUUAUUGGAAUUUACCCUAGCUGGCUGAGCUGGACAUUCACCAUCAUUCUUAACGUAUCAGUUUCGCUGGCCUUGUACUCACUUGUGAUAUUUUACCAUGUGUUUGCUAAGGAGUUGGCACCACACAAGCCACUUGCAAAAUUCAUGUGCAUCAAGGGGAUCGUCUUCUUCUGCUUUUGGCAGGGACUAGUGCUUAGCGCACUGGUUGCAAUGGGUGUCAUCCGAUCUCACCAUUUCUGGUUGGAUGUGGAACACAUUGAGGAAGCCAUUCAGAAUGUGUUGGUAUGUUUGGAGAUGGUUGUCUUCUCUGUUAUCCAGCAGUAUGCUUAUCAUGUUUCGCCUUACAGUGGAGAUGUUGAAGCAAAGAUGAAAUUAAGUAAGAAGAACGAAUGAUCUGAUGAUCGAAACCAGCCAUACAUUUUGUCUAGCAACAUAGUCAAAUAUGAACUUUUGUUCAUUUUGUAUUAGAUAUUUUUAGUGAAUGGUGUAGCUGUAUGAGAUGGUUUUAUACUAUGAACGUUCACCAUUGGUGUCAUUAGGUGUUCGCUACUUCUAUGGUAUUCAACUUGGCUUUGAUAAUAAUGGUAUUUUACUUUAGUUAUUUCA